Molecule: messenger RNA, 1352 nt
Organism: Juglans regia (Persian walnut)
Lineage: Eukaryota; Viridiplantae; Streptophyta; Magnoliopsida; Fagales; Juglandaceae
Exons: 2
Coding region: 70-414 (114 amino acids)
Source: RefSeq, a predicted model, not a curated record
GAGUCGCAGAGAACGCUCGAUCCCACACGGCACUCCUUCGUUUCCCCCCUUUCUCCUAGGACGCAAAAAAUGCCGAACAACGACGAAGACCCCUGGUGGGCUCCUGACAAGCUUUACCACCUUCUCUUCUGCUUCUCCCUCACCAUCCUCUUCUCUUCCCUUUCGGCCCGUUCCCGCUACCCGUUCCUCCGCCGCCACUCCAUCUCUGUCGGAUCCAUACUCUCCCUACUCGCCGGUGUCGCUAAGGAGGCAGCUGAUCACCUCGGCUUCUUCCAGUCCUCAGGAGCCUCAGUCAAGGACGCUGUCGCUGAUCUAAUCGGCGUUUUGAUCGCUGAUCUCAUGCUAUUGGUGCUCGGGUUUUCGGGUAGACCCGAACACGAUACAGUCAAGGUCCGAGAAGUCUCGAUUGUUUAAGUGGGUUUUUGGGUCCAGGUAGUUCGUGUGGUCGAGUAUUUUUUCCGAAUGUGUUCGAACGGUGAGUUUGGUUUUGUUCAUGCUUUUGCUGCUCGGCUUCUCGUUCAAUCCGAUCACAACCCGCGUCUGGUCCGAGAGGUGUUGACAGCUUGAAUGCGCUAUAGGGUCCGAAUGGUUCACAGGGUCGGGUAUUUUGUAGAGGUUGUUCGGGUUAUUGAAGAGAUGAAGACUUGUUUGGUUGCGAGUAAGUCUGGGAAAAGGAGAGGAAAAUAUGAGCGAGUUGAAUUUGGACUUUCGCGAUGUCCGUAUAUUUGAAAUUUAGAUAGAACAAAAGGCUUCAUUUUUAAGUGAAGGAUUUACGAGUGUUGGACAUAAUUCAGAUUCCAAGUUUCUGUUUUUGCUAUGUUUGGUUGCUGAGAGACGCAGGAAUACUAAAAAAUAAUAAUUUUUGGAUUUUGCAUAAUUUGGACAUGAUAGAGGGCAAUGAGAAAAAUGCAGCUAUUGGGAUUAAUUGAGGUCUGACGACUGUAUUGUUGAUUAGUCACCUUCUGAAACUCCUUGUUGUGGAAGGCUUUUCAUGAUUAUCACCAUCUUCUUCUGGCAGCUUGACAGCAGAGUAGGUUCCUGCCCCACACAGCGCCCCGAGGAUGGGAGCACUGAGGUACACCCAUAUGGCUUUGUAGUUGUUCGCCGCAAUCGCUGGCCCUAGUGUUCUCACCGGAUUCAUUGAACCUCCUGUUGUUGGCCUAUAAGAUACCACAAAAGAAAAUAUCUCAAUAGAUCAUCCGAAGUAUUGUGCUUGAAAUUUUUAGGCAAUCAACAUCCCUUUAAAUUGCAUUACUGGAAAAAAAAAAAAAAAAGGAUCUUGCGUUUGUGACAUUGAGGGUAGCUAAAUAAGGUGUUUUCCUCUUACGUAAUAAUGAUGGUGUUUUUCCUUU